Messenger RNA from Effrenium voratum, 402 nucleotides. Lineage: Eukaryota; Dinophyceae; Suessiales; Symbiodiniaceae. The record is from the annotation of a GenBank genome assembly.
AUGAGAAGUUUGACACUUCAGGAUGCCAUCAUGAAGGGCAAGACCUCCCUGGGCAGCGAGGAGCCGGACUCAAAAGAAACGCCGGACAAGACGGAGUAUGACUACCUCCUGAACAUGAACCUCUGGAGCCUGACGUACGAGCGAGUGGAGGAGAUCAAGAAGCAGCUGGAGACCAAGAAGGAAGAGCUGGACCUCCUGCGGGCCACCACCAUCGAGACCCUGUGGGACCGGGACCUCGAUGCCUUUGCCCAGGCCCUGGAUGAAGUGGACCGCGCCGAAGAGGAGGAGGCCAUGGCCGGCGUGGAGGCCGCCGAGGGCCGGAAAAAGAAGACCGCCAGGGCCCGCGGCAAGGCCAAGGCCGCGCCCGCGCCACAAACGAAGAGCGGGGCGUUGCCGCCGGAG